UCAAACAAACAUAGUCGCAAGGGCAAUAUCAAAAGACUUUCUCUAUGGAUACAUUUGAAUCUCAGCAAGGAUAUAAAUUUCAAGUCAUGACUGAUCAUGAGAAGAGUACAAAGUAAACGCUACGCUGUCGCUUAGUGGAGGAAAUUUGCUAACCGAUUUCAAGAAUACAUCCUGGUUGAAUGUUGAAAUGCAGUCUGACCCGAAAAAGGAUUUUGAGAAAAUGAAGAUUCUUAUUCUGCUAACGUUAAGCCAGUUUGGAUUGUGCCAAGACAGUAUAGGAGCUAUCGUUGACAUUCUAAAGCCAAAUCAAGGGUUGAGAGACUGUACUCUCCCCAGGGAGUUCACAGUGCGUGUAAGGACACACAAUGACUCCGUCACUCUUCAGUUGGAGACCAGCACGUCAGUGAAGAAAACAACCCCCAUAUAUGUAUCUAGACAGGAUGAGAAGGGGAACCCAAUCAUCGUCAGAGAUACAGUGUUGGAGAUGGAGGGAACAGCCGAAUACCAGGAUGUGAUUCACAUGGCUAACAUCGAGGUUACCUGCGUUAUUAAGGAGGAGAACCAACCGUAUUAUGCAUUUGAAGGAUUUCUCUUGCUCAAUGGACCAAGUAUGUAUGAGCUGAAGCCGACAGGAACAGAAUCAGCUUCCAGUGAUAUCAAAUACACACUUACUUCUUCCCCAGUACACAUUCGACCAAUAGAUAAUGAUGAUGAUGGCGAGAAGGGUCAGUCAGGAAGUGACAUUGAGAUGAUGGCAUCAGAAUCCUUGAGGAAGAAGCGCCAGAUUCAGGAGCCAAUCUACGUGGACGUUAUUACGGUGAUAGCGUUCUCUGUUUAUGAAAGAUGGUAUUCCAGAGCAACCCAGCUGUCCGAAGCCUUGAAGCACCAGGAGACAAAACAAGGCAUCAAAAGACACUUUGCACAUCUUGUAAACGGGGUAGAUCUCCGUUAUAAGAAGGCGUCCCCUCUGUACAACAUAAACCUGGUAGGAUAUAUCAUUGAGGAUGUGCAGUUACCACGACCGUUCCAAAGUGCUGUAGUUAAUGAAACGAAGAUAGAUGGUGAUAAACUUCUCAGUGGCACAAGGCAAUGGAAGGCUGACACACCAGGAUUCCCUGACAAUGACCACAUUAUUGUGUUCACAGCGAACGAUCUGUUCAUUGUGGCGAAAACCGGACAGACGAGAAACCUGCUUGGAUAUGCAUAUGUAGGAACAAUAUGUGAAACACCAAAUUACAGUGUGUCAGCUGUGGAAUACACUGACAACCUGGUUGACGACAUGCUCGUCACAACACAUGAAGUCGGACAUGCGCUCAGCGCCUGGCAUGACGGGGAAUACAACAACGCGUGUAACUCUACACACGAGUACAUCAUGACCGGCAGCGGGUACAGCACGACCCAUGUUCUUGACCACAACAACUACUACGUCUUUUCUACAUGCUCGUCACGCUACUUUCAAACCUUCAUCCAAGGAAUCCUGACAAACGGUACAAAUGCCCAACAGCAAUGCCUACAGACGAGUCUCGAGCCGGCUUCUGUGACAAACAUCACGGGGACGAUGCCGGGACAGCUCUACGACGUUCACACGCAGUGUCAAAUGAUGUUUGGGCCAGGCUUCGUCUUGCGAUCAGAUAUCGACAUAGGUAAUUCAGAAAACAUAUGCAAGAGAAUGGUCUGUGGCAAGGAACAGCUUAAGUCGUCCCGAAACGCUGCAGACGGAACGCCAUGUGGCGAUAAAAAGUGGUGUGUUGCUGGACACUGUGUGUUUUCCAUAGAUGCACCAGAACAAAACAAUACUGACUGUCUCUUUGGGAACCAGCCAAUCGUGUACCCGGGCAAUAGAACAUGUGCUGAGCUGAUAAGUGCAACACCACGUUUGUGCUACAAUCCUGGUUAUUUGACGGCCUGCUGUGAGACCUGUCCUAUCUACAAGAGAAAUGACGAAAACUGUCCAUAUGGAGAUCGAUAUAGAAACUGUGACACAUUAACUCAGGACACGAAAGGUUUAUGCUACAGUGAAGGAACUGCCCGGGGUUGUUGUGAAACAUGCCCACUUUUCAAGUCGGCAGUAGCAAAUUGCACAUAUGGUGAUCGUUUCUCUGACUGUGACACUGUUAUUACUCAGGAACAGAAACGUCUUUGUUACAUUGAAGACAAUGCCUAUGGCUGUUGUGAAACUUGCUCAGCCUAUUCGACAGGUGGUGCAAAUUGCACAUAUGGUGAUCGUUUCUCUGACUGUGACACUGCUAUUACUCAGGAACAGAAACGUCUUUGUUACAUUGAAGACAAUGCCUAUGGCUGUUGUGAAACUUGCUCAGCCUACUCGUCAGGUGGUGCCAAUUGCACGUAUGGGGAUCGUUACUCUGACUGUGACACUGUUAUUACUCAGGAACAGAAACGUCUUUGUUACAUUGAAAACAAUGCCUAUGGCUGUUGUGAGACUUGCUCAGCCUACUCAUCAGGAGGUGACUGUCCCUAUGGCGACAACACGUUGACUGGCCCAUGUGCCUAUAGCAACUGUAUCACUUCCGGUCCCGACUACAUUGGGAGGUGUUGUGACACUUGUCGCAAUUUUACGUCACAAUCUUCCACAACUACAACAACUACAACAACUACAACUGUACCAACAACCACCACAACUACACUAACAUCUACCACAAUUGCACCAAUAACUACCACUUUACCAACUACCACAAUUACACCAACUACCACUACUACACUAACAUCUACCACAACUGCAACAACAACUACACCAACUGCACCAACAGCUACGCCAUCAACAACUACAACAACUACAACUGUACCAACAACCACCACAACUACACUAACAUCUACCACAACUGAACAAAUAACUACCACUUUACCAACUACCACAAUUACAAUAACUACCACUACUACACUAACAUCUACCACAACUACACCAACAACUACCACAAUGGCACCAACAACUACUACAACGACUGCCACAGCUACACCAACAACUGUAACAACUACUACUGUACCAACAACUACCAUAACUACACUAACAUCUACUACAACUGCACCAACAACUACCACUUUACCAACUACCACUACUACACCAAUAAUUACCACAAUUACACCAAUAACUACCACAACUGCAACAACAACUACACCAACAACUACAUCAACAAUUCCUACAACAGCCCGCACAACACAAAAUUCUUCACCUCCAUCAAAACAAGCUACCAGUACAGAAAUAAUGUCCAGCACAGCUACAGUCAUAUCAGUUCCAACACUCUGGUAUGUUGCAGCAGAGAUCGUCGCAGGUUUACUUGCAGUGAUUUUCAGUGGCAGUAAAUGAUUGAAGCACCAGUAAAAUGUCGGCGGCAGCAAGUGAAUGGAAUUAAGGGUUACCAUCCCUGUUUGCAAACAUAACAUGCUUGAUCCUUCGAGACGUGGGACAGUUUCAAGGAGGAUUGCGGUUCCAUAUAUAAGAUACACAAGAGUGUGAGUUGAGGCCUUUUUCGACAUGAGGUCUGUCUCAUUUACUUCAAAACAACAUGUUCUGUAAUCACAGAAUCUCCACCAUCCAAUAUUGAUAUGAUUCAAGAAGUUAGUCAUGUUUGAAAGACAUUAUUCUGAACAUUCGUGAAUGUUUGAACAUUAAUUACAAGCCCUACUGCUGCCCCUCAUUUGACCCAUUGUAUUGCCAUGUUUGAUAGCGAACCUAAAACUGUGCGUUUCAAUAUAAUGUAUUGAUUUUUCUUUGAUUUAGUGUGGCUACUGAUUUCACAAUUUAGCUCUGUUUGUACUGAUUUCUGGUUUCCUGCUUAGUGAUUGUUUGUGGCAUCUGCUUUUUCUUGACAGUAAUGACUCCAUAUAUGUUUGAUUGCAUUUUGUUAAUUCACCCAAAGGGGCCAUGAUUUUGACUUAUGAGAGAACGACAAAAUAAAUUUCAAAGGAAAUGUUA
This is a messenger RNA of Haliotis rufescens (red abalone), 3931 nucleotides long. RefSeq lists its product as uncharacterized. Gene Ontology annotation, molecular function: metalloendopeptidase activity. Gene Ontology annotation, biological process: proteolysis. The record is from RefSeq and is a predicted model, not a curated record. Lineage: Eukaryota; Metazoa; Mollusca; Gastropoda; Lepetellida; Haliotidae. The coding region runs from base 188 to 3322 and encodes 1044 amino acids. The transcript is spliced from 20 exons.